Oryza sativa Japonica Group (Japanese rice) is the source of this 1528-nucleotide messenger RNA. RefSeq names its product ethylene-responsive transcription factor 5. Gene Ontology annotation, molecular function: DNA-binding transcription factor activity; DNA binding. Lineage: Eukaryota; Viridiplantae; Streptophyta; Magnoliopsida; Poales; Poaceae. The record is from RefSeq and is a predicted model, not a curated record. Gene Ontology annotation, biological process: regulation of DNA-templated transcription; ethylene-activated signaling pathway.
AUCUUAGCUUUCUCCUCGCAGAUGCAAUUGCGCGAACACCUCCAAACUCCCGAGUCCCCUCUCCUCUCUCGUCUUCCUCUCCACGACGACCUCUCCGCUUCAAUUCUGCGCCGCCGCCUCAGAGCGCCAUGGACUUCAGCGGCGACAUCGAUGACCUGAUCUCCCUCCAGCUCCUCCACGAUCAGCUGCUCGGGGUCGAGGCCGACGCGUGCCUCCCGGUGGCAGUUCAUCACGAUGGCGUCGCCGCGUUCGCCGAGCAUCAGCAGGGUUUCCAUCCCGCGGCGUUCUUGCCGCAGCAGCCGAUGACGAUGACACCGGCUGGGUACGUGGACAUGGCGAAUGAUCAGUAUUUGGGUGCGCAUGCCGCCGCUGGCGAGGCGGAGGCGGUCUACCGGGCGGCGGCGGCGGAGCCGGUGAUGAUACGGUUCGGCGGCGAGGUGUCCCCGGUGUCGGACCCCCGGAGGCCGCCCCUGACGAUCUCGCUGCCUCCGACGUCGCACGCGUGGGCGGCGGCGGAGGCGGUGCACCCGGCCGCUCUGCUGCAGGCGCAGACCGCGGCCGCGGCCGCCGACCCGAACGACUUCCGGAAGUACCGCGGCGUGCGGCAGCGGCCGUGGGGCAAGUUCGCGGCGGAGAUCCGCGACCCCAAGAAGCGGGGCUCGCGCGUGUGGCUCGGCACGUACGACACGGCCAUCGAGGCGGCGCGCGCGUACGACCGCGCCGCCUUCCGCAUGCGCGGCGCCAAGGCCAUCCUCAACUUCCCCAACGAGGUCGGCUCCCGCGGCGCCGACUUCCUGGCACCGCCGCCGCCGCCCCCGCCGCCGACGACGUCGACCCACGGCAAACGGAAGCGGCACGAGACGGCGGCGGCCGACCCGGACGUCGAGGUGAUCGGAGAAUCAUCCAAAUCCGUCAAGACCGAGACGUACACAUCGCCGGCGUCGUCGUCGCUGGCCUCAACGACAACCUCAACGGUGACAUCAUCAUCCACGUCGCCUUCCCCCUCGUCGGAGGCAGCUGCCUGCGGCGGCGGCGGCGGCGAGCUGUUCGUCCCACCGAUGCCGUCGAGCUGGUCGUGGGAUCAGUUGGAGGGGUUCUUCGGCAUCCUCUCGCCGCUCUCGCCGCACCCGCAAAUGGGAUUCCCGGAGGUCGCCGUAAACUAAUUAAGCGCGCUAAUGAUCUCUCUAAGCAUGAUUAAUUAGGCGCAAUAAUCGGCAAUUAAUUAGUGGCUUCUAGUUCUCGACGGCCUUCGCUUUGGACACAUCUCAGGAGAUUUGGCUUGGAGCAGUGUACUAUACUGUACAGAGGAGAGAAGAUAGUAUAUUAGCGCAUGCAUGUGACGGGUACUGAAUGUGUGCAUCGACAUAGGUGUUGGAGAUACACUCUAGAUAUCUUGAAAAUAAUAAGAGGAAAUAAUAGUAUAGGAUGGGUGAUAAUAACAUUGUAAAUUAAUUAAUUAAAUGAAGAGUAAAUGUGUACUAGUUUGUUUUAUGUUCUUUUCUUGGGAUCAGAUCGAUCAAUCGGUGUC